This is a messenger RNA of Paramuricea clavata, 1233 nucleotides long. The record is from the annotation of a GenBank genome assembly. NCBI's taxonomy places the organism in Eukaryota, Metazoa, Cnidaria, Anthozoa, Malacalcyonacea, Plexauridae.
AUAUUGCAUGACAACAAGCAGUGUAUACAGCAGCUGAAAGAGAUUCUGAGCAAAACGUGAAAUAAAUCUCUCUCAAUUAAAGACAAGAUGAAUGUUUUGAAAAAGUCAGGAGCCAAUACAGCUUUCCCACCAGUGAUUUCUUUAAAUGUGGGAGGGACAAUCUACACCGCUUCAUUGGCGACCCUCACAAGAUAUUCAAAAUCGAUGCUUGCUGCAAUGUUUAGCGGCCGUAUGCCCCUUGAGACAGACACAAAUGGCAACUAUUUUAUCGAUAGAGAUGGCAAACUAUUCCGCUAUGUUUUGAAUUUCUUGAGAUCUGGACAGCUUCAUUUACCGAAGGGAUUCGCCGAAGUUGAGCAGUUAAAACAAGAAGUGGAUUUUUAUCAGUUGAAAGACAUGGUAGCUCAUUUAAAUAAAGUUUCUAGCACAGAGACACCGCGGUUAAACCAAGGAAGUAGAUGCUACGAACACGUUGAACUAGUCUGUCGUCCCCGGUUUGUUGAAGUAUUUGGUAAUAAAGCUACGAUGGAAGAGUGUUUUAAGAAAUCCAUGUUUUCGCCCUUUAUAACCGUCGAGAGUACAACAACGACGGAAGGUACAGUGAAUCUGGAAGUCAAAAUCACAAACCGCCGAGGGGAUUUUGUCGGCAAUGAACCGAAGACAACAAUACUACAAGCACUGGGAAACAAAGGGUUUAGUGUGGUUUCAGCGGGAUAUUUACAAGAUCAGAAAAGCCCAGCUAUAAGAGAAGUUAUAUUAUUGUCGCGUGUUGUAUGAUGAUGAUCAUGGCUUUAAUUGCAAUAUUUCGGUGUAAUGUUGUAUAUCUUUAUAUAUAACUACAUAUAUAUAUAUAUAUAUAUAUAUAUAUAUAUAUAUAUAUAUAUAUAUAUAUAUAUAUAUAUAUAUAUAUAUAUAUAUAUAUAUAUAUAUAUAUAUAUAUAAAAUAAGUAUAUUAUAAAUCCUGAUGGUGACUAAAGAUUUGAAAACGACGAUUCAAAAUGACGAUUUCCACAGGAAUUCUCCAAGGCUCAGUUAUUGGACAAUUAUAAUACUGACUGAUAUCUUGAAAUCAUUUGCUUGAAUCAUUAUCGUAUACCAGAGUAUUAUAUGCAAGAAAAUGAACUAAGUAAUAAAAUGGCUUAAUUAAUGCAAAAAAGUUAUCAAUAAACACAGAAUUUUUAAAAAUCACAAAAUAUGAUGUGAUGCUGAUUUUAAUAUUAAACUAAAUAAUAA